Molecule: messenger RNA, 490 nt
Organism: Penicilliopsis zonata CBS 506.65
Lineage: Eukaryota; Fungi; Ascomycota; Eurotiomycetes; Eurotiales; Aspergillaceae
Exons: 2
Coding region: 99-404 (101 amino acids)
Source: RefSeq, a predicted model, not a curated record
CGACCGAGUCUCUCUUCUCUGUGUCUUUGGAUUCCUUUUCCGGUCAGAUACCCCCAAUUCACAAGCCCCAGCACAUGUUUUCGGCUUAAGCUACGAGGAUGGCCGACUCUGAUCGUCACCUUUACACAACCACACCACACCCACAACCCCCCGACCUACCUUGCUUUAGCUUAAUAUUGUACAUAUGUCCCCUCAGGGGCAACCUGUGUUCUUUGCGCGCGCUUGCUGGAUUCCGUCAGAACCAUUGCAAUCAAGUACGACGACUAGCGAGGCUCUGGUGUUUCCUUGCGGCUUGCCGGAUUAUUCACAUGUGUGUUUCUAUUGACCCCUUCCUUUCACCCCUCUCCCCCCCCCUUUUUUUUUUAUUUCCCCAAUGGCGAAGCUUGCUACUGGAUCAAAGUUAAGAGAGGUUUCAUUUUCCUUUCCCGAGUCUCAAUUGCCGAGCUGUGGACUUGGACAAAAGGGAGAUUUUCUCCAGGACAGCCAUGCA